AUGGAGGCUGUCAUCAGGGAGCGGCAUUGCACCCUCAUUAGUCAGUGUUCCCAAGACUUCCUCAAGGCCAAGGCUAAGGCCGAGACUUUGGACUUCAUUGAUGUGCUCCUGCUGGCCAAGGAUGAAGAUGGGAAAGAACUGUCAGAUGAGGACAUCCAAGCUGAGGCUGACACCUUCAUGUUUGAAGGUGAGGGUCCCAGUCCCAGAGACCCAAGCCUGUCUGGCUGCCCCUCAGGCCAUGACACCACAGCCAGUGGCCUCUCCUGGGUCCUGUACAACCUUGUAAAGUACCCAGAAUACCAGGAGCGCUGCCAGCAGGAGGUACGAGAGCUCUUGAGGGACCGUGAGCCUAAAGAGAUUGAAUGGGUGCUGCAGCUGAGCCUCUCCUGGCUGGGACUCGGGCCGGUGGCAGCCUCCCCGUGGCUGCUCUUGCUGCUGGUCGGGGCCUCCUGGCUGCUGGCCCGCGUCCUGGCCUGGACCUACACCUGCUACAGCAAUUCUCGCCGCCUCCAAUGUUUCCCGUAGCCCCCAAAACGCAACUGGUUCUUGGGUCACCUGGGCCUGGUCCCUCGAAUGGAGCAGGGCUUGAGAGACUUCACUCUGCUGAUGGCCAACCACUCCCAGGGAUUUAAGAUCUGGUUGGGGCCCAUCACCUCCUUGGUCAUUUUCUGCCACCCUGACUUGAUCCGGUCUGUCACCAGUGCCUCAGCUGCCAUCGCACCCAAGGACGUGGUCUUCUAUGACUUUCUGAAGCCCUGGCUGGGGGAUGGGCUCCUGCUGAGUGCUGGUGAUAAGUGGAACAGGCGCCGUCACAUGCUGACACCCGCCUUCCACUUCAACAUCCUGAAGCCCUAUAUGAAGAUUUUCACCAAGAAUGCAGACAUCAUGCAUGCCAAGUGGCAGCGCUUAGUCACGGAGGGCCACACCCAUCUGGACGUGUUUGAACACAUCAGCCUCGUGACCCUGGACAGUCUGCAGGAAUGCGUCUUCAGUUUCGACAGCAAUUGCCAGGAGAAGCCCAGUGAAUAUAUUGCUGCCAUCUUGGAGCUCAGUGCCCUAGUGGCAAAGCGGCACCAGCAGAUCUUCCUGCACGUAGACCUCCUGUACUACCUCACCCCCGACGGGCGGUGCUUCCUCAGGGCCUGCCGCCUAGUUCACGACUUCACAGAUGCUGUUAUCCAGGAGCGGCGGCGUACCCUCCCCAGUCAGGGCAUUGAUGACUGCCUCAAGGCCAAGGCUAAGGCCAAGACCUUGGACUUCAUUGAUGUGCUCCUGCUGACCAAGGAUGAAGACGGGAAGGGAUUGUCAGAUGAAGAUAUCCGAGCUGAAGCUGACACCUUCAUGUUUGAGGGCCAUGACACCACAGCCAGUGGCCUCUCCUGGAUCCUGUACAACCUUGUAAAGCACCAAGAAUACCAGGAACGCUGCCGGCAGGAGGCGCAAGAGCUCCUCAGGGACCGUGAGCCUAAGGAGAUUAAAUGGUGA
Balaenoptera musculus (blue whale) is the source of this 1485-nucleotide messenger RNA. Its product is annotated as cytochrome P450 4F2-like. The transcript has 12 exons. NCBI's taxonomy places the organism in Eukaryota, Metazoa, Chordata, Mammalia, Artiodactyla, Balaenopteridae. Gene Ontology annotation, molecular function: iron ion binding; monooxygenase activity; oxidoreductase activity, acting on paired donors, with incorporation or reduction of molecular oxygen. The record is from RefSeq and is a predicted model, not a curated record.